Ctenocephalides felis (cat flea) is the source of this 1417-nucleotide messenger RNA. Its product is annotated as ribosome biogenesis protein WDR12 homolog. Gene Ontology annotation, biological process: ribosome biogenesis. The coding region runs from base 120 to 1397 and encodes 425 amino acids. Gene Ontology annotation, cellular component: preribosome, large subunit precursor. The transcript has 8 exons. Gene Ontology annotation, molecular function: protein binding. The record is from RefSeq and is a predicted model, not a curated record. NCBI's taxonomy places the organism in Eukaryota, Metazoa, Arthropoda, Insecta, Siphonaptera, Pulicidae.
UUCUAGUUUGUAAUGGUUAAAGACGUAUAUAAAUGUCACUGUUGUUAAUUUAUUAAGAAAUAUAUUGUAAAUAAACUAAAAUUUCUGAGACGUUAAGAUUUUCAUUACACCAUAAUAAAAUGAGCAGUUCACAGAGCACAGACGUGCAAGUCCAAGUACGACUCUUCACCAAACAAGAACAAUAUGCUAUUCCUGAUUCACCAUGUUGGAUUCCAGUAUCUUCUACUAUUGAAACUUUAAACAAUCUUGUAAAUGCAAUAAUUCUAGAAUCACAAAGUGACAGACAACAUGUGGAUUUCGACUUUCUUAUAAAUAAUGAGUUUUUGAGAUUGCCACUUGGUGAGCACUUGCAAAGCAAAGAAAUAUCUACUGAAGAUGUCAUUGACGUUGAAUACGUUGAGAGACAUCCAUCUCCUGAACCUCAGGAUUGUCUCAUGCAUGAUGAUUGGGUGUCAUCAGCUCAAACCUUUGGAAAAUGGAUAUUGACUGGCUGUUACGAUGGUACAGUCCACAUAUGGACAACCAAAGGUACCGAAGUCCUUACAAUACCAGCACAUGCAGAUCCUGUAAAAGCAGUUGCUUGGAUAUCUGUGAAUGACAAGACAUCAACAUUUGUUAGCGUAUCACAUGAUCAAAGCGCACACAUUUGGCAAUGGAAUAUAUCAGAUAAUGCUGUUGAAUGUGUUGUUGUUUGCAAAGGUCAUGAACGUGGAUUAGAAUGUGUAUCAGUCAAUAAAGAUGGAUCUCUAAUGGCAACUGGAAGUUGGGAUACUUUUCUUAAAAUUUGGGGUGCUUCUUUAGAAGAUACAGAUGCUGGAGAGUCUUCUAGUAAACGUUUGAAGGGUGAUAAUGGAAAAGUUAGAAUACCACAAAUGACUUUACAAGGGCAUAAAGAAGCCAUAUUGUCAGCUCAAUGGAUCGAUACAAAUACAAUAGCUACCGCUUCAUGGGAUCAUACAAUAAAAUUAUGGGAUGCUGAAUUGGGUGGAAUAAAAAGUGAAAUUGUGGGAAAUAAAGCAUUUUUCGAUUUGGAUCAUUCCACUGUUAACAACAUGAUAAUUACAUGUUCUGCAGAUAGACAUGUUAGGCUUUAUGAUCCACGGUCCAAUGAGGGAAGCCUAGUAAAACAAACUUACACAUCCCAUACACAGUGGGUUCAGUCUGUUUGCUGGUCAAAGAAUGAAGAACAUUUGUUUUUGUCUGGUGGAUAUGAUAAUCAAGUGAAACUCUGGGAUUGCAGAAGCUCCAAAGCACCAUUAUUUGAACUCUCUGGACAUGAAGAUAAUGUUCUUACUUGUGACUGGUCAAAUCCAAAAUACAUGGUAUCAGGAGGAAAAGACAAUACUGUUCGAAUAUUUAAGUCAAAAAAUGCUAAUAAGAAAGAAUUAGAGAGUUAAAUAGAAUGAAUUAGUAAAAA